AUGGCUGACCCGGCAGACAGAGAAGCUCAUGAAGUCUGGAUUCAUUAUUAUCCACAAAGGGAACCUCUUGCACAAUUCUUUGAGAGAAAUAAGCCCUCUCAAGUCCAUAUAUCAAAAGCUCAUUGGAUAUCCGUUGACAGGAUCGAAGAGGAAGAAGACGAAGAAUCUGGCGAAGAAGAAGGAGACGAACAAAACACUGAGCUUGAAGAGUGUGUCGAGGAAAGACUGCGCAGGAUUGCUAUGCUAGCAGAGUGGAAUAGUUUACUAAAGAAUCCAUCAGCCAAGAAAAUUACCCAACAAACUCUGAAAGAACUGGCAGUAAAAUACAAAAUAACUGUCGGAAAAUGGCUCGUUUUUGCUCCCAGUUCUAAAAUAGACAAAAUCUGGUUCACUAUAGCUGAAGCUGUAGUAGAUGGCAAACUGGGUUUCUCAGCUAAAGUCAGCACAAAGAAUGAUGAGGAAGCAAAGCAUGUGAUUUGUGUCUACACCGAGGACUUCACAGAUGAAGAAGAUGUAAGAAGGGUUGAGAAAGCACUCAGAAGGCUGAACAUCAAUGAUUUCUUGCAAUACAAGGCUGAUAUCUACACAUUAUUGAAUAUAUACAGAGAUAACAACCUUGGUAUUCGACCAUGCAUCUACAGAAGUGAGGCAAAAGUUGUACCAAAAGCGACUACCAACUAUGACCAUAGUAGGUCUCUGGCAAGCUUUUUGGAGGAAUACAAACCAUCUCAAAUCAGUGAGCAUGAAGCAACAUGGAUAAAUGUGUCAACCAAAGAGCAUUAUAUAGAUACUGAAAGCCAAUCCAAGCCUGAAGAGGAUGGAAAACUCUCUGUUGCUGCUAUGAAAAAAGAAUGGAAAGCUAUACAAGAAAACAAAGCAGCCAAGAAAAUUACACCAGAAAUACUUGAGGAACUUGCAGUAAAGUACAGAAUUACGGCAGGAAAAUGGCUGAUAUUUGCAGAUCGUGCCGAAAUAGAUGGUUUGUGGUUCUCUAUAGCAGAAACUACAGUUGCUGGAAGACUGGGUUGCUCGGCCAAAGUGAGCACAAAGAAGACUGGUGACCCAAAGCAUGUGAUAUGGGUGUAUACCAAAGAUUUUACUGAUAAGGAUGACGUGCGCAGGGUUGAGAAAGUCCUAAGAAGACUGCAUGUUCAUGAUUUUAUGCAGUACAAAGCAGAUGUGUACACAAUUCUGAAUAUUUACUGUGAUAAUGAUUUAGGGAUUCCUCCUUGUGUGUAUAAAAGUACAGCAAGCCAUGAUUGGCAGCCAGUUGAACCAAAAUCAAAUCCACCAAGAUACCAGCAAAAGAAAUAUGACUUUUCCCAACUUAAAAAGUUAAUGUAAUUAUGAAAUUAUAGUUAUUGAAAUAACUAAGUGCAAAUAUAUACCCAAGAUAUCAGAGAAAGAAAUAUGAUUUUCCCCAACUUAAAAAGUUGAUGUAAUUAUGGCGAAAAUAUAGUCAUUAAAAAUGACUAAGUGCAAAUAUAUAUCUAAGAUAUUAGAGAAAGAAGCUUUUAAAAAAAGUUUUUGGAAGAAAUAUGAUCAUUUCUGAAUUUGUUAUCAUUGUUUGUACCAAAAUGGAAUCUAAGAUAUCAAAAUAUCACUGUAAGUAUAUUUGAUAAUAAGGCCAAUAUCUCUUAAAAGAGAUGUUUUCAAUAAAAUCAUUUGGUGGGAA
Messenger RNA from Exaiptasia diaphana, 1675 nucleotides. RefSeq lists its product as uncharacterized. NCBI's taxonomy places the organism in Eukaryota, Metazoa, Cnidaria, Anthozoa, Actiniaria, Aiptasiidae. The record is from RefSeq and is a predicted model, not a curated record. The transcript has 4 exons. Bases 1 to 1344 code for a protein of 447 amino acids.